UUCCUCCGGUUAAAUUCACCUCCGCUUGCCAGUAUGACGUGGGAAACUACCCGUAGUUUUUGAAAACUUGUGAGGUUUCCUGUUGGCUGUUUCAGUAAAAGUUUGUUUUUGUUUAUGAUUUUUUUAUUCCGAGUUGGGUUUUUGUUCUUGUUUUGCGUUCAUCAUAAACUUAUAACUAGUUUGCAUCGAUAUAGAUACAUGCUUUCUACUCGCAUCCCAGGUAUAAUGACCUACUAGGGUUUUUAAGAAUCUACUCAUAGGCAUCUUGUUGGCGAUCAUAGGAAAUAUUGUCAUUAGCAUCUCUUUGAAUAUUCAGAAAUGCUCUCAUCUUCGUCUGAUGCACCAAGCCAAUCAAAAGCCUUGUUACAGAAGCAAGCUGUGGUGGUCUGGAAUUAUACUGACGGGCAUUGGAGAAAUGGCAAAUUUUGCAGCCUAUGGAUUUGCUUCAGUUGUAGUUAUUGCGCCACUAGGAAGUGUGGCUGUCAUAGGUAGUGCUGUUAUAUCUUUCAUGUUCUUGAAAGAAAACAUUAGAUCUGAAGUCGUAUUAGGUGGAACCAUGACAAUCGCAGGAACAUUUUUGUUGGUGACAUUUGCUCCGCUUGUUACCCAGGAACUCACGGCGCGAAAGAUACAGAACGAUUUAGUCAGCUGGCAGUUCUUGAUAUAUGUGAUUGUGGCAAUAACAACCUUCUGCAUUCUUCUGUAUUUCUAUAAGAUAAAGGACAUCAAGCAUCUUGUGCUCUUGUUAGCAAUGGUCGCACUGCUAGCAUCUGUGACCAUUAUUUCAGUGAAAGCCGUGGUAGCCAUGAUUGUGCUUUCAGUGAGGGGAAGCAUGCAGCUAACAUAUCCUAUCUUUUAUCUAAUGAUCGUUCUGAUGGUAGUAACAUGUGUCUUCCAAGCCAAGUUCCUGGACCAAGCAAUGAAGCUCCAUGAUGUAACAGAAGUUAUCCCAUUGAACUAUGCGUUCUUUACCAUUAGUGCUAUCUUGGCAGGGGCUAUAUUUUAUCAGGAAUUCAAGGGUGGAGAUUUGCUGAGUGAUUUCAUGUUUGUCUUUGGGUGUUUUCUGUCGUUUGUUGGCGUGUUUGUGACGACCAGGAACACAGGCAAAGAAAGUUUGACGAGUUUUUACAUUGACUACGGGCACAUUCCUGGGGAGAAGACGAGGAGUAAAAUACAGCCAGAUUCAAAUAGCUUAUCCUACGGCUCUUUAUGUAAGGAAGGUGACUCUGUGAAGACUCAGAGCUAAGAGAAGAGAGCAUCUUAAAUUCCAGUUAACAAGAAAAAUGUUCUAUUUAUUGGCUUUGUAUUCAACACCACCCUUUUAUCACAUGUGCUCAUUAUGUGUCAAGUUAUUUUACUCUGACGGCUCUUAUGGUUAUUUAAUCCCCUUUCGGGGAUCCCUUGGCUAUCACAAAUACACUGCAACCUAAGUCAGCUAUUGUGCCUGAAAAAAGUGAACAGUCAUUAAAUGGACCUGGCUGUUUUCUUCGUGCA
Pogona vitticeps (central bearded dragon) is the source of this 1494-nucleotide messenger RNA. Lineage: Eukaryota; Metazoa; Chordata; Lepidosauria; Squamata; Agamidae. The record is from RefSeq and is a predicted model, not a curated record.